AUGGAUUCUGUAAAAGAAAAUAAUUUUUAUGUAGGUGAAGUGUGGGUACAAUGUGAGAACAGGAGCUGUUUAAAAUGGAGACUGUUACAGCAAGAUGAUGUAAAAAAUAUUGAUUCUAGUACACCAUGGUACUGUUAUAUGAAUGUUGAUCCACGGUUUAAUAAAUGUUCUGUUGCUGAAGAAUAUUUUCCUGAGGAGUCUCAAUUUCGAAAACAUGGAUUAAAAUAUGUUUAUUCAAAGCUUCCAUUAGGAAGCUUAGUUUUGGCAAAAAUGAAAACAUGGCCAAGAUGGCCUGGCAUUCUUUCUCCUGACCCUGUUGAUGGACAGUAUGUGAUACAUGAUUUAAAUGGGAAUGUUGAAAGUCAUCAUGUAGAGUUUCUGGGGAAUCCCCAUUCCAGGAGUUGGACUGCCAUAAACUACAUUGAUCCUUAUCCCAGUUCAUUUAAGGCAGAUGUAUGUAAGAGGAAAAAAGCCUGGUAUGAGAGUGCAUUGGAAGAGGCAAACAAAUUGCUUGCAUGUUCUACACAGCAAAGGCUCAACAAAUGCUACCUAUCAAAAAAGGGUACAGUAAGUGACAAAGAAGCCAAAAGAAAAAUUGAUAGAAUAAAAUGUAGAAAAAUGAUAAAAAGUUGUACAAAAAUAUGUGGGAAGAAAACUAGCUGCAAAAAUGGAAGAAAGAGAAAGCAAAGAACAUUAACAUAUCCUUCCAAAAUAGCAAGGUCAGAAGAUAUCCUAUCAAGAGAAAGCCUAGUUGUAACCGAGACAGAAAUUAUACUGAAAGAUUUAGACAAAAUUCUCAAUCAAGUAGUAGUCACCUCCAAGCCUUCUGAAUCAUCUGGGGAUGGAGAGGACAAUAAUGAGACAGAAGAGAUACUUAACUGCUGUACAGAAGUUAGUGAAGAAAGAAGACCAAUGGAAAUCAACACUCAAGAAGACUGUAUUAUAAUUGAUGGGAAAGCUUUCAAGGCUGGAGAGUGCAUUGAGAGCAUAACAGAACAGUUUAAAGAAAUAGAUUCUUUAAUGGCUAACUUCCAAGGCAGCUUGUAG
Messenger RNA from Python bivittatus (Burmese python), 1047 nucleotides. It is a transcript of the gene ZCWPW2, whose product is annotated as zinc finger CW-type and PWWP domain containing 2. Gene Ontology annotation, cellular component: nucleus. Lineage: Eukaryota; Metazoa; Chordata; Lepidosauria; Squamata; Pythonidae. Gene Ontology annotation, molecular function: zinc ion binding. The record is from RefSeq and is a predicted model, not a curated record.